UUAGUGUAGGUGUGUUCAGUGCUUAUUCGGUUCCACAUUAAACGGCCUAGCUACGUGUUUUUUGGAUUAAUUAAAGUGAUUUCCGUACCAUCGCAUAAAUUAAACAACACUAAUAAAAUGCAAAAGCUUAAAUUCACCACUUUACACACAGUUGAUACUGAAUAUUCAGCUGAUUCGGUAGAAUGGUGUCCACAUCCACAUUUCCAAUCCUACUUUGCCUGCGGCACCUAUCAAUUAGAAGAGAUGUCCGGCGACAACAUUGCUAUGCGCAUUAAACGAAAGGGUCGUGUCUACCUCUAUAAGUUUUGUACGUCUGGAAAGGAUCUGGUUGAAGUCUAUCGCUUGGAAACAGCUGCUGUUCUAGACAUGAAAUGGUUAAUCGGACAACUUAGUGAAAACCCUCUAUUAGCUAUUGUCAAUUCAUUCGGUGAACUCCAGUUAUAUGAAUUAGAAAAUGAUGUAUUAAAAGUGAUCAGCAGCUUAGAACUAAAUCCCGACUGUGAUGAUCUACUGGCAUUGUCUUUGGAUUGGCGGCAUUCGGAAAAUUUAGCUGCUAGCCGAUUUCAAAUAUUAGUCUCAGAUUCCAAAGGUUGUGUAAAUCUGAUCGAUUACGAACCAGAGCGUGGACUCAAAAAAGCCAAUGUUAUUACUGCACAUGGAUUCGAGGCAUGGACAUGUGCUUUCGAUAGAUGGGAUGUAAACCGUAUUUAUAGUGGUGGUGAUGAUGUGCUUCUACAAGCUUACGAUCUGCGAUCGUGCUCCCGAAUUUUCACCAACAAAUCGCACAAUGCCGGAGUUACUUGCUUGCUAAGCCAUUCAUUGCGGGAACAUCUAUUGCUGACUGGUAGCUAUGAUGAGCAUUUGCGUAUGUUUGACACACGUUCAAUGAAACGUCCAUUGGCAGAAUUGGAUCUAGGAGGUGGAAUUUGGCGCCUCAAGAACGAUCCAUUCAAGCGCAAUCUUAUUUUAGCUGCAUGCAUGUACCACAAUUUUAGUAUUGUUCAGCUUGCCGAUGGACUGUUGGAUGGCCCUGAACUCAUUGGUGAAUACUAUGAACACAAAAGUAUUUGUUAUGGCGCGGAUUGGUGUCGCAAAGUAGAUGAUAAUCAGGAUUUGUAUUUAGCGACAUGUUCCUUUUACGACCAUAAACUUUGUGUGGCUCAAGUCGACGAAGAAGAUCGUAAGCAGUAAGUGCAGCUUUCACCACUUAUCAUCUGAAAACUAACAUCAUCGCUUGUUCGAGACACCUAGUAAAAGCGGCAUCACCUAUAAACGUUUGCAACCCUGUUGUAAAUGCUAACCUGAUACUUUUCUGAUGUUCGGCAUUUGGUUUUCAUUGAUAGAAGGUGAAUAGGUAAAUAAAAUUA
This is a messenger RNA of Anastrepha obliqua, 1367 nucleotides long. RefSeq names its product diphthine methyltransferase. Gene Ontology annotation, molecular function: protein binding. The transcript has 3 exons. NCBI's taxonomy places the organism in Eukaryota, Metazoa, Arthropoda, Insecta, Diptera, Tephritidae. The record is from RefSeq and is a predicted model, not a curated record. The coding region runs from base 118 to 1191 and encodes 357 amino acids.